Messenger RNA from Monodelphis domestica (gray short-tailed opossum), 621 nucleotides. It is a transcript of the gene PDE6H, whose product is annotated as phosphodiesterase 6H. Gene Ontology annotation, biological process: positive regulation of G protein-coupled receptor signaling pathway; positive regulation of epidermal growth factor receptor signaling pathway; visual perception. Gene Ontology annotation, cellular component: photoreceptor outer segment membrane. NCBI's taxonomy places the organism in Eukaryota, Metazoa, Chordata, Mammalia, Didelphimorphia, Didelphidae. The record is from RefSeq and is a predicted model, not a curated record. Gene Ontology annotation, molecular function: 3',5'-cyclic-nucleotide phosphodiesterase activity; cGMP binding.
AGGGCUCUGAGCCUAUGAUGUACUGAUUAGGCAGCAAGCAUGAGGGUAUUUCAAUCGGAUGAAGCUGGUCUCAAAUAGCCUUUUCACAUUCAGAGGGAAGAAGCAAUCAGAUGACUUCCAGGAACACCAUUUAGUAUUGUUAAGACACUGAAAAGGGAUACAUCAUCAACUCCAGGAACUUGAAAAUGAAUGACAACAACGUUUUGGCUCCUCCAGUCUCAGGCCAAGGUCCCACCACUCCACGCAAGGCACCCCCUAAAUUUAAGCAGAGGCAAACUCGACAAUUCAAGAGCAAGCCUCCUAAGAAAGGUGUAAAAGGGUUUGGAGAUGACAUUCCAGGCAUGGAAGGCCUUGGAACAGAUAUCACGGUCAUUUGUCCCUGGGAAGCCUUCAGUCAUUUGGAAUUACACGAGCUGGCCCAAUUUGGCAUCAUCUAAGUCAAGAAAGUAGCUGUCAACCAUCCCCAACAUUUCUUGUUCCUUGAAUGAUUAUGUGACCUUACCCAUCUGUGAUCUAUCCAGAUGCUUAGCUGUUUUGGAGCACCAUCUCCCACAAAUUAAGCAUUUGAAAUAUCAAUCACAUGUCAGGAUUAAGGAAAUGAACAAUCCCCUUUAUGUCAAA